Messenger RNA from Grus americana (Whooping crane), 4768 nucleotides. RefSeq names its product general transcription factor IIE subunit 1-like. Lineage: Eukaryota; Metazoa; Chordata; Aves; Gruiformes; Gruidae. Bases 3596 to 4753 code for a protein of 385 amino acids. Gene Ontology annotation, cellular component: transcription factor TFIIE complex. Gene Ontology annotation, biological process: transcription initiation at RNA polymerase II promoter; transcription open complex formation at RNA polymerase II promoter. The transcript is spliced from 5 exons. The record is from RefSeq and is a predicted model, not a curated record.
AAAAAAAAAAAAAAGGAGCAGGAGUCAGAGCGUCAGGAGCUGUCAGAGGAAAGAGAAGUAAAACAGAAUAGGAAGACAGCCGAGAGGGGCAGGCUGUGAAGACCUAGCAACUGCAGGAUACUCCCCUCCUGACCCCAUUACUCUCUAAAUUAAUUGCCAUCAUAGGAAACCCCAACCAAAAUGUUCCUCCCCUCCCGCAGCAGCUGAUGCUGUUACCACAUUUUUUCACAUUAUGCUGAGAGACAGUAGAUCUAACCUGAUCCUCUAAGAAAAAAACCCACCAUUGAAAUUAAAAAUACAUAUUAUCCCAAGCAACCAUUCCUUAGAUUGAAAAGAUAAAUCACAUUAAAAGCAUACUAAGGCUGUGAAGCACUCAGAAGCCAACAAGCUUAGCAGCCAACAAGCUUAGCAGCCACUCAUUCCCCUUUCUUUUUGGAUGAGAUACAAUUGCUUUGUAUCAUUCCAAAUUUCCUUUUAUAGAGAUCCCUUGUUUCACUGCACAGGACAGGCUGCGCUCUUGUGAUGAAUGAGGAUGCCAUAAAUAAAGGAGAAAGGCUUCUGCUUUGUUCCAGCUUUCACGACAGUAAAUAAGAUAAUGCCUUGCAUAAGAAAGGAUAGUGUUACAGACCAGGCAGGUCUAAGUACCUACCAGGACAACUGAAUUCUCUCCCCAUUUCUGCCAGGUGCAACACAGGCAGCCCAGCAGGCUGUGGUGUUUGGUGAGUACCCUGUCUGCGAGACCAGUGGGAGUACUAAUCACAACUGCAAUCAAGACAGAGGGAGCUAUGCUGCAAUCACAUAAAGUACUGUAAAAACAAAACAAAACAAAAGGAUACGUUUUACAUCUCAGUUCAGGGUAUCAAAAUUAUCUGGCACUCUUGAUCUCAAAUUCUGUACCUCAGAGCUCCCUAUGUUACACAGGCACAAUAUCCUCUAUCUUUCUAGAUACCAGGAAGAUUACAACAUAAACUAAUCUGAAAAAGAGGUCUAAAGUCCUCAAAGUUGAUCUAGUUCAAUACCAGCAUGCCUUCAAGGAUCAUGGAAUUAGGUAAUACAGGGAGAGCUCCAUAGGAAAACAGAUAAGAAAAUGAAUCAUCUCAAUGCAAGGCUUGGGUGGUUCACGAAAUAAGCCGGGCUCAGGGCUGCGCACUGAGUGCUGAACAUUAACACCCUGCGUGUUGGCUCAGGCAGAGAUUUUGUGAAAGGGCCAGCAUGGGGAAAAAGAGGAGAGAUGUGACUGUGCAAUUAUGAGCUUUGUGUGUACAGGGGAGCAGGUUAUGUACAGGCACUUGCUAUGGUUCUGGUGUUUUCUUAUUUUGCAGUGCUUGAAUGUAUGAGCUAGACAGCUAGAGAUUUUAUUUUUUCAACUGAGGGUUGUGUAUCAGUUGGUGUGGAGAAUGUAGGAUACAGCAGGACAUAGCUUCCAUGUGCCUGUCCGGAGGAAGGCAGAAGAGGAGCUGUUGGGCCUGGAGAGGACAAUGAAGCAACUUGUAACAGCUCCCCUUUGCCCAAGAUGCACAUCACAACCUCCCACCAGGCCAUCUAUGCCAACCUCUGCUCUGCCAACAGGUAAAACACAUUGCAUUUGCUCUGUGAGGAUCUUGAUUAUACCUUUCCGCCCCAAAGCGGCAACCCACUAAUUUUCUCCUUCAACCUCUGAUCAGACUCUACAGACUGCUCCACUGAUUAUCUGCCUCCUUUUCAUCAAGUAGCCUGUGAGCGCAGUGCAUGCCCAUACAAUUCGACUUAAACGUCCCAGUCACCCAAAUGAGUCUGAAAUGAAGCCAGGUGACUUUGCCUAGCCCCAUCUCAAGCUCGCACUUUCAAUAAUGUCUCUGUUACACAACAUCGCAAGAACAUACUGGCAGGAACCCUGCUUCCCACGGCCCUCAGUGCCAGGGCCACCUGCACUCAGAAAUACCUGCUCCAGCCAUACUUAAUUUUUCUUUUAUCUUUUUGGCUUGUGAUUUUCACUCCUGCUCCGAGCGUGCAUAAGCCCACACAGAAUUGCCUCCCAGCCACCAAACAGGCAGACGCCUGGCUGAGCAGUACCUUUGCUACGUGGAGAUUGACCUCUGCUAUGCAGAGGUUAACUGUCCUUGCCUAACAACCCCGGUGUUGUCAGCUGCAGCUUGCACAGGUGCCUGUGAUUUCCUGUUUCUGAAAGCGGUGUUACCAGCCAGACCAUCACUCUCCUUAAUUUAGAAAGCUAUUCCGUAUUUUCUUGUGAUCUGGCUCCACACCUCCACACGCAGGCUGAGGACUGUCACAUGAAUAACAGCGCUGAGGUUACACGACACUUUCCCUGUUCAAAACAUUCAGCGAGGAAACCCACGGGUAUUAUUUGUUGUAAACAUUUCCCACAGACUAAACCCAGCAGGUACCAGCAAGUAGACUUGCUCUUUUGCAUUUUCUACUGUGACACACCAACAAAGGAGCAUACUCAAGAACUGCUGUAUGGAAUGAGGUAUAUCUGCUGGAUUUUACCUGGGUGAACAUUUUAAAUUUGCAGUUGAAGGUUUAUACCAAUUACACUUCUCAGUUGUGGGUAUCCACCAAGGAGUUUCUUACUUAAUGGAACAAAAAAGAGUAGUAGCAGGGUUUUUCCUGGCAUAAGGCAUGAAGCUGAUCCCUGCUACACUAAAUCACAAGCAGGGGCAGAGCUAAUAUCAGGGAUUUUUUUAUAGUCCCCUGUUCCUGCAGCUCCCAAACUGCAGUCUCAAACCUUUUCAAAUCUAAAUUCUUGCUACAGCUACUAAAACGUGAGGUUUCUUUUCUGGUAUUGAGUAUUUCUCAGAGGCACUACCUUCUGUAGCGACAUUUACGGAUGCCAAUCCCACAACCUGCCCUAUGCCAACAAGCUCCUGCACCUUUGGGGCCCCCCAUGGACCCCUGUGCCAAGUAAAUUGGAAAGUCAGAGUUCUAGCAACAAGCAGCAGUAACAAAAGCACAGUACGUGCUGCAACACAUACCAAGACAACCUAAGUCACAUCACUACAAAACACCAGCCUCCACUGGGCAUGUAUGAAACAAACAUAUGAAAGACACAUAGAUUUGAGGUGGAAUAUGAUGAUUGCAAUCCUAACAGAAUUCAGCAUUUUAACCCAGGACUGUACAAUGUCUGGCAACCUUAUUUCAACAUUGGUUUUAAAUACAAGGUAUCUAGCCCAUAAAAGUAAAUAAUCAUUUCUAUAACUUUAUCUUCUAGAAAAAUACAGUGAAAAAUUGCUUUUUGUUUCCUUUUGAAAACAUAAAUCACCUAAAAAGAUUAAUAAGUAAAAAUGCAAAAACUAGUAAACAUAUCAAUUCCAGCUUUUUUCUUUGCAAGAUAUUCAAGUUUCCAGGUUUGGUUAUGAAAGCUUCUAAACAUAAAUUAUGUAAACUACCUAUAUUAAAUAUUUGGGUUACAAGAAUGACAACAGAGUUAAUUAUUAUGUUACUUUUAGUCUUCUAAAGUCAUGCUAAUGGCAACACUAAUCAAAGAUAGCAGUCACGUUUUCAGUCCUUACCAGUUGUAAGUAGAUUUCAUUAAGCAAUAAGAUUUAUAACUUUAUCAUGAUGCAAUACAUAUAAGGCUGAAUUCAUUCAGUUGCUAAUGAAAUGUGAUCUGGGGACUCUCUUGCUCCAGCUGGGUGAUAAUGAGGGCUUAUCACAGAUAGGUCUAGGAAAGGCUGGGAAAUACUUAAGCUUGUUUUGGAGUUACUUUGAGCUCUUAGGAAAGGAGCAAUUCUUCUACAGUAUCACCCUGAAGGUUUCUGCCUAUACAAGAGAGGUGCUGGUGGAUGUGGUAAAGUACAAACUGGAUCAUGUACGCCGAAAGAUAGAAGCGGAUGAGCGGGAUUCAACUACCAGGUCCUCUUUUAAAUGUCCAUCUUGCUCCAGCACUUACACGGACCUGGAAGUCAAUCAGCUCUUUGAUGUAUUUACAGAGACUUUCCGCUGCACUUACUGCAACACUGAAGUAGAGGAAGAUGACUCAGCACUUCCUAAGCGUGAUGCUCGAACCUUGCUAGCAAAAUUCAAUGAGCAGAUUGAACCUAUCUUUGUGCUAUUGCGUGAGACAGAAGAUAUUGUUCUGCCGUAUGACUUGCUGGAGCCUCAGCCAACAGAAAUACCAGAAUUAUCAGAAAGCUUUGAUCAGAAGGUGGGUUCAAGUGUGCUGGAAUCCUGCAACCGACCUGAAAAAUGGGCCAACAGAAGUUCCUCUUUUGGCAAUAUGUACACCCAAAACUUAGUUAUUAAUGUCCAAGACUCUGAGCCCAAGAAGAAAACAAGAGAAAAGACAACUAAAGAGCAACCUAUCUGGAUGUCCCAGAGCACAGUGGAAGGAGCAACACCAGCCACCAACAAAACUGUUGGAGUAAAUGCUUCUGAAGAAACUGAAGAAAGUGUUAAAGAAACUAUCACUGAUAAUGAAAUCAUCAAGACUCUUCUCAUCCAUGAAUCCAAGUCAUCAUCUAGCACAGACCAGGCUCCUAUUGUCAAAAGCAAACUACCUGAGUCAGGCAAUGAUACCAGUGAGUCUGAAGAAGAUGCUGAACACUCAAAAAGAGCAGGAAUGAAAGUAGCAGGCAACAACUUUGAACAAGAGGAGGAACAGGAAGCACAAGGUCCUAUUUUAAUGGUUGCUGGUCGGCCUUGUUCAUAUGGUGAAGUCAGUGAAAAUCCAGAGCUUGUGUCUCUCAUGACAAGUGAAGAGAGAGAAAUUUAUAUAAAAGUAGGGCAAGAAAUGUUCCAGUCUGUCUUUGAAUAAAUACUACUAUAUGAA